GAAGGACAGAGCUGACCCGUCAGAGCAGCUGUGCCUGCGAACGUUCCUGGAGCCGAAGCUCUUCUGCACAGAGGAGGACAGAGUAGGCAGCAGGGACCAUGGAGCCCCCCUCAGGCCGUCCCUGCAGCAGGCGCGUCCCCUGGCAGGGGCUCCUGCUCAUAGCCUCACUUCUCACCUCCUGGAACCCGCCCACCACGGCCCAGCUCACUGUUGAAUCCGUGCCAUCCAGUGCUGCAGAGGGGACAGAUGUCCUUCUACUCGUCCACAGUCUGACAGAGAGUCCUUUGAGCUACUACUGGCACAAGGGGGACAGGGUGGCCAGCACCAAUCGAAUUCUAUUGUAUGUAGUAGCCACUGGAGCAAUUACCCCAGGGCCUGCACACAGCGGUCGAGAGACAAUAUACCCCAAUGGGUCCCUGCUGCUUCAGAAUGUCACCCAGAAUGACACAGGAUACUACACCAUACAAGUCUUAUCGCAAACUCUUCAGAGUGAAGAAGCAACUGGACAGUUCCAUGUGGCAAAAGACAACAGCCCAGGCCUCCCCGUGGGGGCCAUUGCUGGCAUAGUGACUGGGGUCCUGGCCGGGGUGACUCUGGCCACUGUGGUGUGUGUCGUAUUCCUCACAGGGAUUGGAAGGGCCAGUGGCCGGUGUGACCUCAGGGAACAGCGACCCGGAAAGUCUGUGGUGAGUGCCCCUUCUGUCUGGGUGUGGCUGGACCCAGAGGCCUGCCCCUACAAUGUCCGCUCCUGCCAGACACCCCCGUCCUGCCCCCUCCGCCAGCUCCACCUCUUCGGACAAGAUCAACCCCACCCUGGCCAGGAGCUGGGGCUCUCCUCAGGACCAGGACCCCCACACCCAGUCCUGACCCACUGUAAGGAGACCCCAGGAAUCCAACAGAUGCAGGGUGGGUUCUCAGAGCACCAAUCAGGGUCCCGGGUUAACCAGGAUCCCUCCCCCCCACCUGAUCCCAGGGCCACUAACCCUGUAUAUGAGGAAUUGCUACACCCUGACGCGAACAUGUACUGCAGGAUCAACCACAGACCAGAUGUGGCCCCUUAG
Molecule: messenger RNA, 1061 nt
Organism: Nycticebus coucang (slow loris)
Lineage: Eukaryota; Metazoa; Chordata; Mammalia; Primates; Lorisidae
Product: carcinoembryonic antigen-related cell adhesion molecule 3-like
Exons: 9
Coding region: 99-1061 (320 amino acids)
Biological process (GO): signal transduction; regulation of immune system process
Cellular component (GO): cell surface; plasma membrane
Molecular function (GO): protein tyrosine kinase binding
Source: RefSeq, a predicted model, not a curated record